Molecule: messenger RNA, 4345 nt
Organism: Phanerochaete carnosa HHB-10118-sp
Lineage: Eukaryota; Fungi; Basidiomycota; Agaricomycetes; Polyporales; Phanerochaetaceae
Exons: 4
Coding region: 137-3166 (1009 amino acids)
Molecular function (GO): protein-phosphatidylethanolamide deconjugating activity
Source: RefSeq, a predicted model, not a curated record
GUGCGGUAAGCUGCUGCAGUAAGAAUGCAGGGACGUUGUGAGCGUGGUCAGAGUCCGAGUGGCAGGUCGGUCGCGCGCGUCCUAAUCUUAACCCGCAACGACGAUCACGACUGCGACGACCCCUCUUUCGGCGACGAUGUCGAGCUCAAACAAGUCAUCUAAGCACUCGUCGUCGCCGUCCUCCACGCCCUCUACUCCCCACAGCUCGAAGCUGCCCAAGUUCUUGCAGAAACAGCGGGAUCGGUCAAAGUCUGUAGUCGAGCCUUCACACAGCGCAGGCAGCUCGUCUUCUUCUAUCUCAGAGCUCCCACGACCCCAGAGCAGUACACGAAGUUCCUUGAUACGGAAGUCGAGCAGGAAAAGCGGGCCAACGUCGCCUAGAGAGAGCGUGGACAAGCGGCAAGAUAUCCCACCAAGCGAUAGCCCGGGCGUCGAGCAGGUCGCCGCCGAACCACAACCAAGCCAAGACGGCGGCGAAGAGACCCCCGUUAUUGUUGAGCCCAUUGCCAUUCCCCGCACGCGUACAAGAUCAGACCGGCCAGUCUCGGAGAAUUACCCUCCAGUAUCCUAUUAUCCCUCAUCGUCCAACGCCCGCCUGUCCGACUUGCCGAGCAGACUCUCGGGCUGGUUCUCGCACACGUUCAGCUCGUCUUCUAACGACCUCUCGCUGCCACAGCUGCUCUCACAACAGCACAUAUCUGCACCAAAUUCUUCGCCGAAAGGGAAAGGUUCCGCGCUCCUAACCGCUGCCAAGCACGGCAAGGGCCACCUCGACAAGGCCAUGCGGUAUCUACUCGACAGCGAUGCCGUGCCAGACAAAUGCACCGAAUCCAUCUGGUUGCUCGGCUUUGAGCAUCCUGGCUAUGAGCCAGGUGCAAGCCCUCCGUCCUCUAUUGGUCGUCGCGGCUCCGUUGGCUCGCGUCAUUCGCCGUCGUCGCACACACCUCUCUCGUCAUCGCCAACAUCUGCCGUACUAGGGAUGGAUCCACCACUAUCGCAGUCUCAGCCUGCGUCGUCGAGCCCAUCGAAGGAUCCCGGACGACACUGGCCCCCUGUGUUCUAUGCCGACUUCACGUCUCGGAUCUGGCUCACCUACCGCUCGCAGUUUCUACCUAUCCGGGAUAUGUCGCUCGAGGAGUUGAAUGCAGCGCCAGAGUCAGCAGCGCUGAGUACAGGUUCUCAAGCAAAGAAGUGGAGCUGGUCGUUGAGUGGGGACAAGUGUUGGUCGAGCGAUGCUGGGUGGGGGUGUAUGCUGCGGACGGGACAGUCGUUGCUGGCCAAUGCGCUGAUCCACGUGCAUUUGGGGCGAGAUUGGCGGAAACCCCCACAUCCGGUGCCCACGUCAGACUACGCGACCUAUAUACAGAUCAUCACAUGGUUCUUCGACGACCCUUCCUUGCUAUGUCCUUUCAGCGUGCACCGGAUGGCUCUUGUUGGCAAGCAGCUGGGAGUCAAGGUUGGACAAUGGUUCGGGCCGAGUACAGCUGCAGGUGCAAUCAAGUACGUAUCCGCUCACUCGUCCAUGGUUCCUAACCAACCAGCCCGCAGGACCUUGGUGCAUGCCUUCCCAGAAGCUGGCCUGGGUAUUUACGUCGCCGCCGACGGUGGAACGAUCUAUGAUUCCGAGGUGUUCGCCGCGUCGCAUAGCGGCAUUGGCUCGCCACGCCGACAUACCCGAAGGGUCUGGGGAGACCGUCCAGUGCUGAUCCUGAUUGGCCACCGUCUCGGAAUCGAUGGCGUGAAUCCUAUCUAUUAUGAUACCCUGAAGACAUUGUAUACUUGGCCUCAGUCUGUCGGCAUCGCCGGUGGACGACCAUCUUCCUCGUACUACUUCGUUGGCUCUCAAGCGGACAAUUUGUUCUAUCUUGAUCCUCACCAUGCUCGCCCCACCAUUCCCCUCCGCCCACCACCGGCAGCCGAACAAUCAUCUCCCCUGAUAUCACCUAGCGCAUCGAGGCACAGCUCGACGUCGCCAGAACCACAGUCCCCUUCAGAUCGUGGAUCACCCCGUUCACCUGCCAAGCACAUCCGAACGCCGACAUCCCCAGUGUCAGUUCGUUCGGGCUCCUCGUUCUCGCGUAUUACGCCCCCAUCCCCGCUUCAGCAUCAGAUCUCCACCUCUUCCAGCGCGACGACUGCGUCGUACGUCACCACCACGUCUCAAACCCACUCCUCUGGCUCACAUGCUCGCUGGGGAACGUCAAGUGCGGUGCCGGACGACUCGGAGAUGGACUCGAGAGAGCUUGGAAUCGAGGGCGAAGAUCUUGACCCCGUGCAAAGGCACUACUGCAUGGCGUACUCUGCGACGGAGCUCAAGACGUUCCAUUGUGACCGCGUCAGGAAGAUGCCCCUGUCUAGUCUCGACCCGAGCAUGCUUAUUGGCUUCCUGUGCAAAGAUGAGUCAGAGUGGCAGGAUCUGAAGUCGCGCAUUAAUGAGCUCAGCCGCAAAUCUAAAUCACCCGUGUUUCACCUUCAAGAUGAACCGCCAAAUUGGAACUCGGACAUGGAGAUGGGUCUGGAGAGCAUCUCAGAGCCUGACAUCGACCUGCCGGACGAGGAUGACGAGUUUGCCGAUGCCGAUGACCGCAUGCGUGAAAGCUCUGCGUCGCCGGACACCAGCCUGCCGAGUACCAGCUCCAAGAAGUCUGUUGAAGAGGAUGACACGGAGGAUGACCCAGUCGAUCCCAUAACCCCUGGCCCGGGACGAAGCGCAUUCUCUGACAUCCGUGCGCCGGGCCACCUUGAGAAGCAGCCCAGCACGAGCACGACAGCCAGCUCGCGCGCAGACUCGCUUAGCUUCGACGACGAGGAUGACGAGGAAUGGGAGGCACCGGAAGUCACACCACACCCAGAUCACAGUCCGUCGUCGUCACUGCGCGACCCGCCAGAGCUGCUCGACUCACAGGCGACGAUCACGCGCGAGACGAGCGAAAGCUCCGCCUCAGACUCUGGGCGUGCGCAUCGGAAGAAGGCUAAAAAGAAACACGCAAAGCCCAAGAUCGAGCAGUAUCCGUUCCCGGCGACGUAUCACGACGCGAGCGAGGAGCCCGUCGCGCCGAUUGAGCGCCGCAUCCCGCAGAUGCGCACCCAGAAGGCGCGCGACGGCGGGCGUACGCAGAGCGGGGGCGUCCGGGGCAUACCCGCCGAUGAUCUCGAUGACUCAUAGCGCGCCCACUUGAGCGGUGCCGUCUUCUGCCGUCUUUCAUGGUCACUCUACACGCCUACCUUCUCACUGUACACGUUUACACCUGUCCUUCUUGCCUGUAUCCUUGCCUGCACCUGAGAGGCGCGUGCCUCUCCAUACCCCCUUUGCCAAUGUACCCCUAUUGACCUUGGAAACUAUUUGCUGUACUUCUUCCCUCGUGUUCAGCUCGCCGUCCGUUUGCGCUGCAGCUACCUUUUUCCUGGCGUCUUGAACGGAUCGUGCGGUAUUGUCAGAUCCAUAUACCCUCUCAUCCCGAAAGUACAUGCAAUGCGACAUCGCACUAUCAGUGUUCAUCCUUUUGUUUGUAGCAACAAUUCUCAUGCUCGAGUUUCUUCUUCUUCUUCUGCGUUGUCAGUGUUUUGUAGUAUACAGAAUCGAUGUAUUUGCAGACUGCCCAGCCCUGCGGAGUAACGCGAGCGCGGAGAACCGGGACAACGGGUGAGUGUAUACAAGACAGACGCCAACGGGAAAAUGAUAGACGACAAAAGAAGUAUCCUAGAUUGAGUAGUCCUAGUCAACAACUAUGCUAUAGGGUGCUAUGUUUAAAUAUGCUGAUGUUUUGUAACAAACCCAGGAAGCGCGAAGGCUAUAUCCGGGAGAGAAGAAGUACAGUUGAUAAUAACCCAUGAAGUCGGCCGUUCUACGACCCGCAGCACGAGGUGCCUCGCCACGUCCGCGAGCCGUCGCCGUCCUGCAGGCGGAUCGUGUCCGAGCUCGGGUCGUCCAUGUGCAGCAUGCGCGCCUCCACCGCCUCCUCGUACUCCAGCCUCUUGACCACACGCCGCGCGACGUACUCGAAGACGUCCGCGACGCCCUCGCCCGUCUUGGCGGACGUGAAGAACAGCUUCGCGCCCCGCUCUAGCGGCGGCGGCGGCGGCGGCGGCGGCACAGGGAGCGAGUGCGCCGCAGCCGGCGAGGGCGUCACCGGGCGCGCAGGCGUCGUGGCGCGCGUGCUGCCGCUCGAGCGGCCGUACAGGCUCGGCGUGAUCGUCUGCGUGUCGGAGAGCGUGGACGAGAAGGACGGCUGCCGGCGCGCGGUGCGCACGGGCGACGCGCUGGGCGAGCGCGAGCGCGUCGGGGUCGAGAUGCGCGAGUGGCGCACGGGCGACGAGCGUGCGGACUCGAAGGUGUCGAAGAUCG